Molecule: messenger RNA, 3050 nt
Organism: Labrus mixtus (cuckoo wrasse)
Lineage: Eukaryota; Metazoa; Chordata; Actinopteri; Labriformes; Labridae
Gene: pgap3
Product: post-GPI attachment to proteins phospholipase 3
Exons: 9
Coding region: 207-1208 (333 amino acids)
Biological process (GO): GPI anchor biosynthetic process
Cellular component (GO): endoplasmic reticulum membrane
Molecular function (GO): hydrolase activity, acting on ester bonds
Source: RefSeq, a predicted model, not a curated record
AAUGAGUGUGUGUGAGUAUGAAUUUCGACCCUGAUCAGAUCGAAAGGGAACCAGUGAACACACCACUGCUUGUUCAUUUCAGGCCCGGUUUGUUGAUCCCUGCUCGGAAUGGCAGUCUGGUGAUGUAGACUUGGCUGUGGAGGUCAUCGAUGCCGCUGUCGUCCGCCGUGCCUUCGUGAGCUCUAACCAGGCCGAGAACCACCACCAUGGCCUCAGAUAUACCCGGCUGCACAUCUGUCAGACUCCCCGCUGUGGCCACUUUCGCCCUGCUCCUGAUGUCGGCGACCACUGUACGGUCCUCUCAAGGCGACAAGGAGCCAGUCUACCGGGACUGCGUGAAGCACUGUGUCCGGACAAACUGCACCGGGGCUCGGCUACGUGGCUUCCAGUCCGCCCAGCCUCAAUACAUGGCGCUGACAGUUCCAGGUUGGACAUGUCGGGAUGACUGUCGCUACGAAUGCAUGUGGACCACCGUGGGCCUUUACCAGGCCGAAGGGUAUAGGGUCCCACAGUUUCACGGCAAGUGGCCGUUUGCACGCUUCCUGUGCUUUGAGGAGCCAGCCUCUGCCCUGGCCUCUCUGCUUAAUGGUUUGGCCUGCCUUCUCAUGCUGCUGCGCUAUCGGAACACGGUGCCACGCCAGAGCCCCAUGUACCAAACCAUCAACGCCUUCUCACUGGUGUCUCUCAAUGCCUGGCUCUGGUCCACAGUGUUUCACACCAAGGACACCUAUCUCACUGAGAAAAUGGACUAUUUUUGUGCAACAGCAGUCAUUCUUUACUCAAUCUACUUAUGCUGUGUGAGAACUUUGGGUCUGAGGCGGCCUGGUGUGUCCAGCAUGAUGGGGGCCCUGCUUAUCCUGGCCUUUACCUCGCAUGUGUCCUAUUUGACCUUUGUCAGUUUUGACUACGGCUACAACAUGGCUGCCAACUGCACAAUUGGCAUGGUGAACCUCCUCUGGUGGCUGUGUUGGUGCUGGCACAACCGGCGGACCCUUCCAUAUUGGUGGAAAUGCGGCCUCGUGGUGUUGCUGCUACACGGUCUGGCCCUGCUGGAGCUACUGGACUUCCCCCCGAUGCUCUGGAUCCUGGACGCUCACGCUGUGUGGCACCUCAGCACCAUACCUGUGCACUUCCUCUUCUAUAGUUUCCUGAUUGAUGACAGCCUCUACUUAUUAAACACAGAGAAGAUGGGUGUCAAAGUCGAGUAGGUGGAACUCAUCGCCUCUUCACCAGGCCCACUCCCUCGCAGCUCUCCAAUCAGGGCAGUCGGACAGUCGAACAUGGACGUAGCUCAGCCUGCCAGAUGACAUGCAUGACACCACUAUGACUUCCGUCAAAGUAGACUUUGUUUACAUGUUAGGUUUUAAUUGUAUUUAUUUGGGGAGAGAAAAAUCUCACUGUCACCACCUCCUGAAGUCCAACAUAAGUGGCAGUUUGCAGCAGCUGACACUGGAUGGCACUCAUUCCCUCACCUUACCAUCAUAACCUUCUCUGUGUGUGUGCUGGGCUCCGUCUGAGCUAAAAGUGGACAGUUGGACGCAGAGAGGGAGCCCUUGUGAAAGGAACUGGAUUGUUCUAGAAAAAGGGGGAGGGGGGGUAUUUUUGGAAGCCAUUCUAGCUGACUCUGUUUUUUUUUUUUCCUUCUCUCACAUCACACCUUUUCAGUUUGUGCCUGUGUUUUUUCCACUGCUGCUUUUGUUUUCUCGUUAUGAUUUUCAUCGGCUGCCUUAGCUGUUUUCAUUCUGUUGUCGGUGACCAAUUUGUGCUUUAUUGUGUGUACAGUUUUACUUUGAUUACUUAAUUUUGAAUUUGGGUGGGACAUACCUGAUGCUCAUGAGAUGGAAGUGUUAUUUUUUUAAUCACCUGGAUUGCCUUGAAGUGUGAGGAAAGGAUUGAGGUAGGAAAAAUAAGCUGUAACAGGGAGCAGUAUUCAGACGGGCUUCUUUUAAAUCUUGGGUUUAGUGUGUGUGUGUGUGUGAAGGACCACUUCGACGUAAAUGUGGCGCACAUUAUUUAUAUUUUAUUGCAGUAAUACUUGCCAGACAACCAGCUUCCUCAAUAUUAAAACAAAUGUUCCCUUAAUGUCUGCCUUAAACACUCUUUAUGUACCUUUUUCUUUUGAUCAAAUUUGUUCCGCUCAGAGUUUGCACCAAAACAAUCAAUUUCGUACCAUUUAUCUCUUUACCUUUCUGAGUUUCUCUCCCAUGUGUGCACUUUACAGGUGUGUGCGUUCACUCACACUCAUACUUGUGUGAAACUCUACCCACACCUUUUUAUCUUUGAGGGAUUUGGAACAAAGACUUGUAUGAGUGUACACAUUGCCUUGACUCCACAUUGUUUUUGUCAUCAUGAACUGAAUCACUGUGUGUGUGUGUGUGUGUGUGUACGGGGGGGGGGGCUAGAUUGUGCUGGACCCUUUUGUAAAGCUACUGAUGUGUGAGUGUGUUAUAUAUAUACCCAUUGGAGGUUUAAUGUGUGGAUGUUUGUGACAUGACGGGUAAAUUUAGCUUUUUGGCAGUCUGGGAUUGGGAUGGGAGACAAAAGAUGAAAGACAGAGACAGGUUAACAGGUUUGGGUGGAGAAAACGAUUCCUGAAGAUACAUCAGAUGUACUCUCUGAACGUUUUAUUUUAGCAGAUUCUACUUUUUUUUUUUGGGCCAAAAUAAUUCAUCUAUUUAAAAAGACAAUAACUGCAAAAUUAACAAACAAAGUAAUUUACAGCCAAUUUAAAGUUAAGUGUAUUUUAUUUUCACAUAAAAAUUUUGCUAAAUCAUGUCCCCUGUUUUAUUUUUUUAUUUUUUUUUACAAAUUGAAGAUUUCCUGAGAAAUGCCUGUAAAAAAAACCACAGUUUUUGCCAUGUAAAUUGUCGAUUUUCUUCUUCCUUUACUAAUAACAUCCAUCACUCAUCUGCUGCCCCCUGCCUGCUGCCCUGUGCAACAUCACCUCUCCUACUCAGUGCACUUUCCUCACCUCACAUCAAAUAUAAGACCAAAAGAAAAAAACAACUGUAAAGAAAAGGAGCAAAUAAAGGUUCUUUGUUGAUAAGGAA